Molecule: messenger RNA, 1839 nt
Organism: Alternaria hordeiaustralica
Lineage: Eukaryota; Fungi; Ascomycota; Dothideomycetes; Pleosporales; Pleosporaceae
Exons: 1
Coding region: 1-1839 (612 amino acids)
Biological process (GO): glycerol catabolic process
Cellular component (GO): cytosol
Molecular function (GO): ATP binding; glycerone kinase activity
Source: RefSeq, a predicted model, not a curated record
AUGUCGAGAAAGCAUUUCUUCCCCAACCCGGAGGGCGUGGUCCUACACAACCUCCGCUCCCUAUGCACACGCAACUCCCACAUGGCGCUCGAUGAGGCCAACCGCGUCGUUUACAACCUCUCACACCCUCCGAAUCAAGUCACCAUCGUAUCUGGCGGUGGCUCAGGACACGAGCCGGCAUGGUCCGGCUUCGUCGGCGACGGCAUGCUGUCAGCUGCCGUAUGUGGUGACAUCUUCGCGUCUCCCAGUACCAAGCAAAUCAUGGCCGGAAUACGGAAUGUACCAAGUAAUGAGGGUGUCAUUUUGUGCAUUACCAACUACACAGGAGAUAUGCUACAUUUUGGUCUCGCGAGAGAGAAAGGGCAAGCACUAGGCUACAAAGUCGACGUUGUGUGCAUGGCGGAAGACGCUGCCCUGGGUCGCGAGAAGAGCGGCAAGGUGGGAAGGAGAGGACUGGCUGGUAACUUGUUGGUUAUCAAGCUUGCUGGUGCUGCAUCACAGAAAGGCUGGGCUUUCGAGCGGUGUAGGAAGAUUGGCGAGUUGGGCAACUCGCAGCUGGUUACUAUUGGUACGAGUCUUGAUCAUUGCCAUGUGCCGGGCCGAGAAGCAUUCGAGAGCGUGCAGGACGAUGCUUGUGUGGUUGGUAUGGGUAUUCACAACGAGCCUGUAAGUUUCAUCAGCUCAAUUCUGCCGUCCCAAGAGCCUCAAAUUGACUUUCGCCAGGGUUUACGAACCAUCUCUCCGAUGCCCAGUCCCGAAGACGUGAUCAAAGAGAUGCUCCGCUACCUCCUCGACCCCUCCGACUCUGACCGCGCAUUCGUCACCUUCAAUCCCAACGAUAACGUCGUAAUGCUCGUCAAUAACUUCGGCGGUCUGUCAAACCUCGAAUUCGACGCCCUGGUGAACCUCGCCCUGAUAGCCCUGAAGCGCGACUGGAAGAUCGUACCAACACGCAUCUACGCCGGCGUGCUGGAAACGUCUCUCAAUGCCCAAGGCUUCAGCAUCACACUUGGCAACAUGAGCGGAAUGGCAAAGGCCAUGGAUCUCAAAGAUGAAGACGUCAUGGAACUGCUAGACGCACCCACAAACGCCCCAGCAUGGCCAAAGAAUGGCUACCAACCCCUCAACAUCAACAAGGAAACCGAAGAGCUCCGCAACAAAGCCAACGCCGCCGCCGCCGACAAAUCCCUCCUCCACAAGGGCCCCGCGACGCCACCAUCCCUCAUUCCCGCCCUCCGUCAAGCCUGCAAAGACGCACUCGCAGCCGAACCCACAAUCACACAAUACGACCUCCAAAUGGGCGACGGCGACUGCGGCGAAGCCGUAGCCGGCGUCUGCAAAUCCAUCCUCGCCAACAUCGACGCUGUAGAAAGCAGCCCACCACCCAUCCUCGCCCUCCUCGAAAGCAUAGGCGAAAACGUCGAAGACGUCGGCGGCUCCCUCGGCGCCAUCCUCUCUAUCCUCGUCACCGCCUUCACGAACGCACUUUCAAAAGCCACACUAUCGCAGAACGCACCACUAGAUAUCUCCACACUCGCAUCCUCCGCGUCCGCUGCGCUCGAGAACCUCAAGAAUUAUACCAGUGCACGGGAAGGCGAUAGAACGGUCAUGGACGUUCUCAUCCCGUUUAUCAAUACAUUGGCUGAGAGCAAGGAUCUGAGCAAGAGUGUGGAUGUCGCGGAGAAGAAGGCGGAUAGCACAAAGGAUAUGAAGGCCAAGUUUGGGCGCGCGACGUAUAUUAGUGAGGAUGGGAGUGAGAGGAGUAAGAUUCCUGAUCCGGGGGCGUAUGCGGCGGGGAUUUGGCUGAGGGGGUUGGAGAAGGGGUUUGGGGGGUCGUAG